AUGGCAAGCGGUAAAGAGUUCAAGGUCGUUCUGGCUGGUCAGUUCGGCUCAGGCAAGACGACCUUUGCCACUCGUAUCAAGUCGGCCGUCUGCGAGAAGAAGGAGAUCAAGGCCCUCAAGACUACCGAAUACCCUGUCAAACUGCACACCUCGGCUGGUCAGGUUAGGCUCAACCUCUUCGACACCAACCUUCACGCCAAGGGUGGUUUGCCACAUGAUGGUUUCUUCCGCACUGCUGAUGCUGCCGUUGUCUUUUUCGACCUUACCAGCCAAGGCAGCUACGAGGCUAUGGAAGAGUGGUACGAUGCCGUAGUCAAGGCUAACGGUCGCAAGGGUAGCGAACCCCUUCCUAUCGUCGUUGUUGGUACCAAGGCGGAUGACAUCAAGGGACGAGAGCUCAAGCCAGACGCUAUCGAGUUCCCUCGCAAGAAAGAGCACCCAUACCGCGAGAUUUCAGCGGAGGCCAACUACGGUGUCAAGGAGCUUCUUCUUGAGAUUUGCAAGGCCUUGCUCGGUGACUCUGUCCAGCUCACGGAUCAGCUGGAUCUUGAGAAGGCCAAGAUUGACAAGAUUGACGAGGAGCAGCUCGAGAAGCUCUCGCGCGAGUACGAGAAGGCUUCGGCUUGA
Molecule: messenger RNA, 627 nt
Organism: Ustilago hordei
Lineage: Eukaryota; Fungi; Basidiomycota; Ustilaginomycetes; Ustilaginales; Ustilaginaceae
Exons: 3
Coding region: 1-627 (208 amino acids)
Biological process (GO): ribosomal subunit export from nucleus; protein import into nucleus
Cellular component (GO): cytoplasm; nucleus
Molecular function (GO): GTPase activity; GTP binding
Source: RefSeq, a predicted model, not a curated record